This is a messenger RNA of Lutzomyia longipalpis, 3652 nucleotides long. RefSeq lists its product as uncharacterized. The record is from RefSeq and is a predicted model, not a curated record. Lineage: Eukaryota; Metazoa; Arthropoda; Insecta; Diptera; Psychodidae. The transcript has 6 exons. Bases 274 to 3285 code for a protein of 1003 amino acids.
CUGACAUUUGCCCGGGGGCUCGAGUAAAUGUCAAAAUAAUUAUUUUUUUUACUCCGCUGUUUGCAUACGAAUUUAAUGUGAAUUUCUAGCAAAAAACAGUGAAUUUUCCGUAAUUUUUAUCACUUGAACCCAUUCUACGCAUCUCUAGGCAAGAUGGGACGUUGUUGAGCAACAUCCUACGGAGGUAGUUCAAGUGGAAAAUCAAGUGCUUAUCCUGAAUGUGAAGAAACUGCAUUUUGUCGUGUGUUUGGAAAAGAAAUUGCGGUGUGCGACAUGGCGAUGGAAUUUGAUGGGAUUCCGGGUGAUUUGGCUAAUGAGAGUCAACAAUCCGGGAAGACAGACAGUGAUGGCAAUAUUAUCAUGCAGAUCCCCAUUGAGACGCCAGACGAGCGGCCAGACGAUGAAAAUAAUGGGAAUGAACGGCACUUUCCCGACAUGUCUGAUGAGCAAAUGAAUCCCAUGUCGUCGCUUAAGGCCGUCCCAAUGAUGGAAGUGCACGAAUCACUUUUGAGUGAUGACGAAACGAAGAUUCUAACAACACUGGAGCCCGUGAAGAAGAAGCAACAGGAACAAGAAGAGGCCAAUGGUGGCAAGGUGCAACACGAGGAUAAUGCAGAUGAGGAAGAAGAUGACAAUAAUCCCGAGUCAAUUGCCCGAAAGCAGCUGGAAUCACUGAACAGUCUCCGUCGGAAGGGACGCCCAAAAGCCGAUGAACCCAAACCCAUUGAUUUACUGCGAGCACACGCAUCCAAGAAGAUCCAUAUUAUUGAGAAUCGUGUUUUGCCAACGGCUGAGGAUUUUUUUGCCGGACUCAAGAAUAUCAACGAGAGAACAUCGCGAUCACUGCAGAGCAAUAUCCUCACACGGGAGGAAUUGACGAAGGAAAUUAUUCAAAAGUGCCGAAAGUCUGCAAUUUCCAUUGAUAAAGUCCCAUCUAGGAUGCAGAAGCGUAGAGAUGAAGUGACUUCUUCCACGGGAACCAUUGAAAUCCCCCAGGAGCUCAUCCUAAGUGCUGAUGAUUCAACUCCGGUAAUCGUGCAGGAAACUGAAAGUCUCGAAGGGCAGGAUUUGUUGGCAAUUCUCGAGGGUGAUGACGAUGAUGGGCAGGAGACGAGUGUUUAUGAACUACAGAGUGAUGUUGCUAUCAAAGCUGAAGAUGAUGUGCACGUGGAGGAGUACACAAUCUCCUUCACAGAUUCCGGAAAGCAGCAGGAUCUCGAUAAGGAGAAGGAGAUUGAAAUUGCUAUGAAGCAAAUAAUGAGUUUACCCGUUAAGUCCAAAAAGGGACGUCCGAGGAGGGGGAAUAUUGGUGGAACUUCCUCACAGCACGAUUCUGAUGAACCACCAAAGUCCAAGAUAACUUCAGCUUCUGAUCUCAUAUCAUCCCUCGUUUCGGAUUGGAGUGACAAUGAGGACAAGGCAGAUGAGACAAUACUAAAAACAGAAGUACUUCCCCCGGAGGAAUCUGAAGCCGAAACAACGGUACGAGUGGUGAUAAGUCCAGCUGAUGCACCACAACCAACACCACUGAAGAGUUCGAGGAUUAUUAAGAAGAAGGUAAUUUGGGAUCCAGAUGCUCCGGAAACACAAAUUUCCUACGCAAGUAAAGUUCAGGGAUCUGCAAGAAAGUCCCGGAAGCUUCUUAUGGAGGAGAAGGCAUUUGGUUCACCGACAAAACCAGUAAAGAAGUCUCCCACUGAAGAAGUGAAGCAACCAAAACGUCCUGGAAGUGCAGCUUCAAUGUCUGGGGCGAAAAAGAAGAAACUCUCAGAGGUUGAUAAGCUCCUUGGGGAUGAGGGGGCAGUCAAUAUGAUUUAUUCACUGGAGCGAGAGAAUAACAAUACAGAUGUGCCUGAAAUUGAGACAAAGCCCGAUAAGAAUCAGAUGGUGUCCAAGUCAAAGGAGAGAACAGCUCUUGUGGCACGAGCAAAAGCCGUAAAGAAUGUCGUGAUUAAGAUGUCAGACACAGCUCCAUCAGGUGCUCCCAGGGGACGUCCAAAGCGCGAACCAAGCUCAACACAUAUCUCACCACCAACACAAAUUAAGAAGGUUACACCGACUAAGAAGCGCAACAGUGCAAGAGAAUCAGCAACAUCAUCAACGGCAUCUGAAUCAUGGGAUUUCCUCUACUCCUCAUCCCAGGGAGAUGAUUCCAUGAUUAUCCGUCGACGCUCCAAUAGCUCGUAUUCCGGGAGUACAACAAGCCCACGGAGGUUGAGUAUAGAUCAGCAUCAGGAGGAAAGUGGUCGGAAGGGGGAUGAUUCCUUUGAAUUUGCCAAACCAGAAAAUAAGAAGACACCCAAAAUUGACUCCAAUACAGCCCAUAAUCUCGUGGCUGACCUCAAGGGGAAGCUCAAUAUGGCUAUAAAUCGUGGCAAUUGCACCAUACGUAGUGCCGGUGCUUCCAAGGCAUCAACGGACAGGAAGGAGAGUGCCAGUCUCAAGGUCACCAAAGAUCAUCAACCCAUUAAAUUGAGGGCGAGUGAGCGGAAGCUGGGGCAUGUGGACUUCAAAGAGAUCACCAUUAGACGCUACGAUAAUUUCGUCCAGUUGAUUUUCUCACCCACAUACGGAGUACUGAAGAAUGUUCUGACAAUUGCUCUCCUGCGUGAAGUAAAGACUGCCCUUGGAAUCCUGAAGGAUGAUUCAAAGUGUAAACUUGUCCUGGUAACGUCAUCUGGGAAUAAUUUCUGCCAGGGCAUUGAUAUCUCAGGACUCAUUCAAACAACAGCAGAUAAGAGAAAGACAGCUGCUCAGCAACUAUCUACUGCUCUACGGGAUUUCCUCGAGGCUCUCGCUACAUUCCCAAAGCCCCUGCUGGCGGGUGUACAUGGGACAGUUAGUGAUCUCGGUGUAACGAUGUUGCCGCUCUUUGAUGUCGUUCUAUCGAGUGAAGCUGCGGUGUUUUGCACAAACUACGCCAAAAUUGGACAAAUUCCCGAAGCUAAUGCCGUACUAAAUCUCUCAGGAAAAGUUUCAGCCAAAGGGAUCACACUUCUCCUACUCCUAUGCGAGAGUCUUUCAGCCAAGGAUGCCUGUGAGUAUGGGCUCGUGACAAAGACACUCUGGCCAGAUAAUUUCCAGGAUCUUCUCAUGGAGAAUGCCAAAACAAUUUCAUUUUAUUCACUGCAGGCACUGGAGGCCAUAAAGGCGCAAUCGAGACGAAUUUUGGCGCCAAAACUCGCAGAAGCACUCAAUGAGGAACACAAAAUUCUCAUUCAGCACUGGAUCAGUCCGGAGUGCCAGGAGAAAUUUAAGAAAUUUCUCAAUGAUGAGAAAUGGUAGUUUAUUUUCAUUUUUGUUUUAUCUACUUCACUUUUUUUUUGCUCUUAAUAAUGAAUUAAUAUUAAAAAUCAAACCCUAUUAUGGUUUACGGACAUCGCGGUCCUGGUUAAGAUUAAGUACAAAAAGAUGAAAUAUGUUCAUUGAAUUUUUUUUUCUUUAAAAAUAAGGCACAAAGAAUUCAUUUUUUCUUUAAAAAAAACUCAUUUUUCAUUUAUAAUUUGCAUUUUUCUCUUGAAAUCAUAUCAAUUAUGGAAUUUAUUUUGUAGAAAAUACAAAAAACAGUAUAUAAUAGUUGAAAUUUAUCUCUGUUGCAAAAACGUGUAAAACGUAAUUAAUAUUAAAAGUUAAAAUUGAAAUAUUCUUAAAA